Messenger RNA from Caenorhabditis angaria, 1028 nucleotides. The record is from the annotation of a GenBank genome assembly. NCBI's taxonomy places the organism in Eukaryota, Metazoa, Nematoda, Chromadorea, Rhabditida, Rhabditidae.
AUGCGACUCCGUUUAAUUUAUUUUUUAUCAAUUUAUAUUAUCAAAGUAACUUCUCAGUGGGGUUGUAAGUUUUUCGGGGAUCGAGGUUUUUCUUCCAAAUCUUAUCUGAAUCUAUUUCUUCCAGGGAACAAUUGGAAUGUGCCAAAUAAUAAUUUGGCAAUCGGGUAUCCAACAGCUUAUGGUUUAUAUGCGGGUAGAGGACACAAUGGCUGGGGAAAUGAGGGAGGCGGAAAUGGACAUGUAGGUUGAAAUUCUGAACUUUGAUUUGAGGUAGUGAAAUAUCUAACUCAAACUUCUGGUGCCUAACGAUCACAAAUGUUCUCUCAUUCUAUUUGGAACUGGAGAAAAACUGUGUCAGGCCUCAAAAAAACCAAAUUUUUCAGCCUGGAGCUGGUGGUGGAUUUGGAAGCCCUUUGAGAUGUUUGAAUGGUGGAGCACACAUCGGUCAAUGUCGCUUGGAUACUGACUCGAUUUGCAUUGCUCUUGGUGGAACUUGUUCGCAUGGUGCUUGUUGUACAACACCAUUUGUUAGUUUGGGUUUGACAACAAGUACAGUAUCACCAAGAGAAAGUGUGAUUGAUGGAGAGGCGACAGAGAAAAAAAGGAAAAAGGUGACAAGGAAAUUGAGAAGAACAACAACAAUGAGACCAGAUGAGGCGGGUGGAGGAGAGGAAGAAGAUGGAGAUGCUGUAAGUUGGUUUGAGAUGAAAAUCGUGGUCUGAUAUUUUCCUUCAUCUUGUUAAUAUUUCAGUGGAGAUCUGCUGAACUUGAAGAAUGGAACAAACUUAUAGAAAAAGCGAGAACCACUCCAUCGCCAAUUUUGGAAACAUCAACAACUCCUCUUACAGUAACACCUUUCACUGAAACGCCGGAACCCAAGGUUUGAAAUUUUAAAAACGUUAAGAAAUCAACAGUUUAUUUAGGUUUGCGAUUCGGGUUUACGGCCAGUUGGACCAUGUUCAGAAGAUUCGGAUUGUCCAACUUUACAUCAAUGCGAAAAUCUACAAUGUUGUUAUCUACAUUUUUAA